This is a messenger RNA of Chlorocebus sabaeus (green monkey), 957 nucleotides long. Its product is annotated as short transient receptor potential channel 6. The record is from RefSeq and is a predicted model, not a curated record. Gene Ontology annotation, cellular component: cation channel complex; plasma membrane. Gene Ontology annotation, biological process: regulation of cytosolic calcium ion concentration; single fertilization; calcium ion transmembrane transport. Gene Ontology annotation, molecular function: store-operated calcium channel activity; inositol 1,4,5 trisphosphate binding. Lineage: Eukaryota; Metazoa; Chordata; Mammalia; Primates; Cercopithecidae.
UGUACUACCUGGUUACCACUGCUGAUCAUUCAGAGUUGGUUAGUGGGCAUGAUAUGGGCUGAGUGUAAAGAAAUUUGGACUCAAGGCCCCAAGGAAUAUUUGUUUGAGUUGUGGAAUAUGCUUGAUUUUGGUAUGUUAGCAAUUUUCUCAGUAUCAUUCAUUGCAAGAUUCAGGGCAUUCUGGCAUGCUUCCAAAGCCCAGAGCGUCACUGAUGCAUAAGAUACUUUGAAGGACUUGACAAAAGUAACAUUGGGAGAUAAUGGGAAAUACUACGAUUUGGCCAGGAGGGAGUGGGACCCCUCUGAUCCUCGGAUGGUGUCUGAAGGUCUUUGUGCAGUUGCUGUGGUUUUGAUUUUCUCUGGGAUAGCUUAUAUUCCAGCCAAUGAAAGCUUUGGACCUCUGCAGAUGUCGCUUGGAGGAGCAGUCAAAGACAUCUUCAUGUUCAUGGUCAUAUUCAUUAUGGUGUUUGUGGCCUUUGUGAUUGGAAUGUUCAACCUGUACUCCUACUACAUUGGUGCAAAACAAAAUGAAGCCUUCACAACAGUUCAAGAGAGUUUUAAGACACUAUUCUGGGCUAUAUUUGGACUUUCUGAAGUGAAAUCAGUGGUCAUAAACUAUAACCACAAAUUCAUUGAAAACAUUGGUUAUGUUCUUUAUGGAGUCUAUAAUGUCACAGUGGUCAUUGUUUUGCUAAAUAUGUUAAUUGCCAUUAUCAACAAUUCAUUCCAGGAAAUUGAGGAUGACACUGAUGUGGAGUGGAAAUUUUCAAGGGUCAAACUCUGGUUUUCCUACUUUGGGGAGGGGAGAGGACUUCCUGUUCCCUUCAAUCUGGUGCGGGGUCCGGGGUCCCUGCUUUGUAUCUUGCUGAAGCUUAAAGGGUGGAUUUUUUAGCUCUACCAGAGUCAUAAAAAAUGUUUCCAAGGAGAUGUAGAGAUAAAUAGAGAUAGAGAUAAAUAG